CACAGCUGCAGGGUUGUAGCAACGUUUGCAAAAAACACGCACGUUCUGUGUCAAAUCAAUACAAAAUCAACAAAAAUCGAUCGAUCUUUGCAAUAGCAGCGAGACAGUGCGCGCCACAAAUUAAUAUAUAUUUGCCAGAAAAGAUAUAAGUGUACAGCAUACGCAUUGCUUAAGCUUGACGCACAUAUAAAUUGCUGUGGAAAAUUUUGAGAUUUCUGUCGUCGGCGACAGAAAAAAUUUGCGCGUCGCAAGAGUCUCGCGUGCGUCUGUGGCUGUCUCCCUUUGUGUGCGUAUGCUUGUGAGUGAGUAAAUGUGUGUGUGUGUGCGUGAGUGAGCUUGCCUACUAGUAUAUGCGUAUUUAAUUUGCGUCCGCGUGCAUCUUACAGCCUACAUUGUCAAUUAUACCGAAAAGCAUUGUGAUUAUCCACCCGAUUCCUAAUCCCAUACUCAGUGGCCAGCCGCACAGAUCACACCAAAAUGUCCACCAGCAGCAGCAGCAGCGGCCGCAUCGCAGCCGAUCAGAAUAAUAAGGGCAUCAACAGCGUCGUAGCGGCGCUUUGCCCUCUCAGCAAUUGCCAGUUUUCAGGCGUUGUUAUAAGCGCCAUUACCGACGAGCAGAAGCUCGAAUUUAGCAACAAAUAUAACAGUAGUUGUACAUUAAGCUGUAGCUACGACUCCCAAGGCGUCCUGCUGCGCAUUAUGUUGGACAACGAUCAAGGGCAUGUGCUGAAGGAGUAUAUGAUAUCGGCGGAUACGGAUGCUGCUCAAUUAGGACGGCGUUGCUAUGCUAUUUCCUUGGAAUCGGAUAAUCUGGUACUACGAUUUGUUAGCGAUAAGGAUCAGCAGCUCUUCCGUAAGGUUGUGGAGAAUGUGAAGCAUCUGAGGCCGAAGUCCGUGUUCUCCCAGCGCACCGAAGAAUCGUCCGCAUCGCAGUACUUCCAAUUCUAUGGCUACCUAAGCCAGCAGCAAAACAUGAUGCAAGACUACGUUAGGACUAGCACCUAUCAGCGAGCCAUCUUAGGCAAUGCCAUUGACUUUCAAGAUAAGGUUGUGCUGGAUGUAGGUGCCGGUUCGGGCAUAUUAUCUUUCUUUGCCGUACAAGCCGGUGCUGCUAAGGUGUAUGCGAUUGAGGCUUCCAAUAUGGCACAAUACGCACAGCAGUUGGUCGAGUCGAACAAUGUGCAGCACAAGAUCUCAGUGAUACCCGGCAAAAUUGAAGAAAUUGAGCUGCCCGAAAAGGUGGAUGUUAUCAUAUCUGAGCCCAUGGGCUAUAUGCUCUACAACGAACGCAUGCUGGAGACAUAUCUGCAUGCGCGUAAAUGGCUAAAGCCCCAUGGCAAAAUGUAUCCCACGCAUGGCGAUCUGCACAUUGCGCCCUUCUCAGAUGAGUCUCUCUACUCGGAGCAGUAUAACAAGGCCAACUUCUGGUAUCAAUCGGCCUUUCACGGCGUCGAUCUAACAACCCUGCAUAAGGAGGGCAUGAAAGAGUACUUCCGUCAACCGAUCGUGGACACAUUUGACAUACGCAUUUGCAUGGCCAAGUCGGUGCGCCAUGUAUGCGACUUCCUCAACGAUAAAGAAGAUGAUUUACAUGUCAUUGACAUUCCACUCGAGUUCCACAUAUUGCAAACGGGCAUAUGCCAUGGACUAGCAUUUUGGUUUGAUGUGGAGUUCAGUGGCAGCAGCCAGAAUGUCUGGCUUUCCACUUCGCCAACAGCGCCACUGACUCACUGGUAUCAGGUGCGCUGCCUGCUGCCGAUGCCAAUUUUCAUCAAGCAGGGCCAGACGUUGACGGGUCGAGUGCUGCUGGAAGCUAAUCGGCGGCAGUCGUAUGACGUGACUAUUGAUCUUCAUAUCGAAGGUACCUUGAUAUCAUCGAGCAAUACACUGGAUCUAAAGAAUCCGUAUUUUCGGUACACGGGGGCGCCGGUACAGGCACCGCCGGGGACUAAUACGCAGAGCCCAUCGGAACAGUAUUGGACUCAGAUGGAUACGCAGGGUAACCGAAAUUCUAAUAGCAUGCUAAACGGCACUCUGUCGGUCAAUGGAAUGGGUGACGCUGGCAUGGACAUUACCCAUGGACUUCUGCAUCCUCACUAGAAAUGGAAGGGAAAUGAAGUUUGUUCAAGGUGGCAAAUACUACAACAUGCUGGCAAAAUCUACUUGGCUAAAAACUGGAUUGGUACUGAGCUAGGACAAUUAUCAAUGAAUGUGUUUGUUUAUGAAUCUUUUGUUAUUUAAUUCUGUCAAAAGUUUGUCUAUUUUAGGUUUUCUUCUUUUUUUUAU
Messenger RNA from Drosophila arizonae, 2286 nucleotides. RefSeq names its product arginine methyltransferase 4 (gene Art4). Gene Ontology annotation, biological process: peptidyl-arginine methylation, to asymmetrical-dimethyl arginine; chromatin remodeling. NCBI's taxonomy places the organism in Eukaryota, Metazoa, Arthropoda, Insecta, Diptera, Drosophilidae. Gene Ontology annotation, molecular function: histone H3R2 methyltransferase activity. The record is from RefSeq and is a predicted model, not a curated record.